This is a messenger RNA of Aethina tumida (small hive beetle), 769 nucleotides long. Its product is annotated as musculin-like. Gene Ontology annotation, molecular function: DNA-binding transcription factor activity, RNA polymerase II-specific; RNA polymerase II transcription regulatory region sequence-specific DNA binding; protein dimerization activity. Gene Ontology annotation, biological process: developmental process; regulation of transcription by RNA polymerase II. The transcript is spliced from 3 exons. Bases 115 to 534 code for a protein of 139 amino acids. Lineage: Eukaryota; Metazoa; Arthropoda; Insecta; Coleoptera; Nitidulidae. The record is from RefSeq and is a predicted model, not a curated record.
GCCUUGACGAGCAAUUUUGGGAUUUCUCGCUCAAUUAGUGAAUUAGUGGAUCUAAAGUGAAUUGGUGACAUAGUGAAAUUUAAGUGACAACUUCCAUAUUGCCACGGAUGCAACAUGCCAAGGAAAAGAAGAUCUUCAGAACUGGAUGAUUCUGAAGAUGAAUUCGACGAUAUCAGACAUCCACAACGGAAUGCAGCAAACGCAAGAGAACGAGCUCGAAUGAGGGUAUUAAGCAAAGCUUUUUGCCGUUUGAAAACAACCCUUCCUUGGGUACCAGCAGAUACCAAAUUGUCUAAAUUGGACACGUUACGCUUAGCAACUAGUUAUAUUGCUCACCUCAGAGCUAUUUUGAUGGAUCAGCCAAUACCUCUUGACACUUUCCAUAAACAUCCACUCACUUUGACAUGGCCCUUUAGCUUCCAAAGACCCGACUCAUCAACAGAUGUUACUGGUAACGAGUUACCUCAAGAAUCACAAGCCUGGGGCGACUUGCAGCCUGUCAUCAGGGAUAAGGACGUAUCUUAUUACUAUUAAUAUAUGACUUGGAUUCCCACAAACUUCAACUCACAUAUGUGUGGAUUUUAAAAAUUUGUCAACAGAUAUUUAUUAUGAAAUAUUAGUUAUAAUCGUCUUAUAUGACAUUAGUAGUGAAAUAGUGCAAUAUUUAUAUUAAUUGUAUCAAUUUUUAGACUAGAUCAAUAAAUUAUAUAAUUUAUAAAAUCUAUUAGGUGAAUUUUGCAAAUAAUUGUAAUAUUACAAUGAAAAUAUU